CACUCGACACGCCAACUCGGAGGCGCGUAUUUAGAGUCGAUGCUCUAGCGCAACGGGACAAGUAAAGCGCUGCUGCGCCCUCGGGAGCCGUCCGUGUAACGUGAUAAACUACUCCCAAUUCGAAUCAACGCCAGGGAUAACAUAAUCACGUAAAAAAAUGGCUUAGCAAUCCUCAGAAUGGACCGAAAAUACAUCUUUCUCGCAAUUCUCUCUCUAUUGAAUGCUUCAGAUAGCAGAAAGUGCCCAGACGACUGUAGAUGCUACGAAAAUCUAGAACGUAAAUAUACAGUGUGUGAACUAGGAGGCCUAAAACAGAUCCCAACAACAGAUAUGGAAAGUGACACACAAGUGCUAAUUAUCAGUGCUCCUAGAGACAAGCCAAACUAUUUAACCAUUGGUAGAAUAUUCCUCAAGUUUUCAGAUCUUCGCGAGAUCAGAAUCGUGCAAUCUAACCUCCCUGCUAUCGGUGACAGUUCUUUUUGGCCCGGUGACAAGCUGUUACUACUAGAUCUAAGCCACAACAACAUUACAAUUUUAAGAGACACGGACUUUAAUGGAUUAGAAAAUCUGCGGGUGCUAAAUUUGAGUUAUAAUCACAUUUCUGGUAUCCCCUCUGCACCUUUCCGCCUACUCAAGAGUUUGAAGACUCUGUCACUGGGUAACAAUCGUCUACGUGGCCUCGUACCUCGCUCGUUUUAUCUCCUACCCGAAUUAGAAGUGUUGGACCUCGGCGGUAACCCAUUAAAAGAUAUUGACCCAGAAUACAUGAAGGACGUCAAACCGUUGAGGAAACUCGUCCUGGCAGGAUGCCAGUUAACAAGAUUGCAUUCAUUGAUCUACCAGCAACUACCGAACUUGGAAGAACUCGAUCUAAGAAACAACAAGUUCAAAUUUUUUUCUCCCGAAGAAUUUAGGUACCUUAAGAGACUUCGCGUCUUACGCUUGGAUGGCAACAGCUUGACGGUGAUCGUCGAUAAGACGUUUGAUGGACACAACUUGGAUCAUUUGGGCCUAUCAGGGAAUAGAAUACAUAGGAUCACACCGUGCACAUUUUGUAACACGUCCAUCAAAGAGUUGGACUUGUCUAACAAUAGCCUCAUUUCUCUGAAUGCGGAUGUCUUGGCACCUCUGGUUCCAUCUCUCUCCUCACUAAACAUAAGCCACAAUCCUUUAAACCCCAGGGUCAUCACGGCCGUCCUGAAAUUAUUGUACAGAUUAGAAAAGUUGAAUAUAGCCGGAAUGGGAUUAACUCAGCUUUCGGAUGAUACUUUAUCCAAAAAUCGGAACUUGAGGCACUUAAAUGCUUCUCAAAACAAAUUUUCCAAUGUUUCUUAUAAAUUAUUGGCGCCACUUAAAGCGUUACAACUUCUAGAUUUGUCAAAAAAUAACUUGAGGUGGCUCUAUCCCAAAUUACUAGAGCAGUUGAGCAAUGCAACAGACCUAAGUGUGUUGCAUCUCGAGAACAAUCCCUGGUUGUGUCAAGAGUGCCAUAUCGUCCCGUUAUUGACGUGGAAUUCCACUUUAAACAGGUGCGAAUUUGGUCAAGAAUGCCUGCGUUGUGCUCAACCUCCCAGUUUAGCCGAUCGGAUACUUCAAACCCUGCAAAUGGAGGAACUCCAACCCUGCGCCGUAUCUCUUACUCAACCUAUAGUAUUGCCAGCGACUUCCAACAUAGGUGUGGUCGUAGCGGUGACCAUCAUUAUCAUCUUGUUGCUGAUUGCAGUGAUAGCCGUGGUUCUGUAUAGACAACAAGGAGCAGUUUACUACACUCACGAAGAGGAGCGUAACCACGAUUAUUCAUUCGAUCCUUGUUUCAACAGGAACGGGGGUGACAAGAGAUUGGCCUUUAUUAACAUGGAUAGAAUAGAGGAAGCCCCAGAAGAUAGGCAAAUCAGGUCGAACGUCAGAUGAGCCAUAUUUUAUUAGUAGUACAUUAUAGGAACCAUAUCGUGUGUUUUAAAGUUGGGGCAACGGAUGCCGCUAAACGGGACCAAGUUACUUAAACGUACCCAAAAUCAAAUUUUACAUAAAAUUCAAUGGUUCUGGUGGUGAAAGAUUCAUAUUUUUUUGAUAAAGCCUGUUAAUAAUAGUUUCUUUUCUUCCGUUAUUGUGAUAGAUCAUGUCAAAUUUUAGUGGUUUAGUACAUUUGUAAAAGUAGCUUAGAGUAGGCCAUUUCUUGAAGAAAGACGAAAGGAGGCGAAAAACUCUCAUUUUUUCAUCAAAAAACUCUAAAAGCACGAGUUUUUUUAAACAGGAAAGAAGAAUAAAGCUUUGGAGGAACCAUUUCUUGGGCUUUUGAAGGUUUUGUAGAGCAGAAUUUACAUUCUUUUUUAUAAAUAGAAUCAUCAAUUAUCCGAGAGACGGGACUCUGUCGUCGCUCUGCUGACAUUCGCAACAGAUAUGAGCUUUAAAUAAGUAGAAUAUAUUAUAAUAUUGCAUUUCUAAGUUCUGUCGUUCAUAAAAUUAAUUUUAAUAACUUUUAGAUUUUAUUGGAAACACGAAGAAAUUAAAAUAAAAAAGUGUAUUUCGCGUCGCUUCCAAAGUGCCGCGUGUCAUUGAACUCGACAAUACAAUUUUCUAAUGAAUAAAUUUUAAAGUUUGAAUUAAA
Centruroides sculpturatus (bark scorpion) is the source of this 2608-nucleotide messenger RNA. RefSeq names its product TLR4 interactor with leucine rich repeats-like. NCBI's taxonomy places the organism in Eukaryota, Metazoa, Arthropoda, Arachnida, Scorpiones, Buthidae. Gene Ontology annotation, molecular function: protein binding. The coding region runs from base 178 to 1911 and encodes 577 amino acids. The record is from RefSeq and is a predicted model, not a curated record. The transcript is spliced from 2 exons.